AUGGCCGAUGUACAAUAUGCGUUUGGCAAAGGGCAUCAAGUCGCCAGCCAUACUUGGUCUCAUCCGACACUAACCUCUCUCUCUGCCGACCAAAUCCAUGAUAACAUGUAUCGCAUCGAGGAAGCUUUCUCUCGUAUUCUCGGCAUUCGCCCCGCUUUCAUGCGACCUCCGUUUGGAGCUUGGGAUAGUAAUGUCCAGUCUGUCUCCGCCGCCCGUGGUCAAUCCAUUGCUAUGUGGGAUGCCGACACCAAAGACGCUGAUGGUGGCACCGUGGCCUCGGGGAAAGCGGUUCUCGAUGGUGUUGCCAAUGCGAACGCCCCGAAUGCCAUCGUCUUGGCCCAUGAGACAGUCAGCACGACCCCCAGCGAGCUGGUGCCAUACGCAAUCAGCCUCUUCAAAAACAAGGGCUAUCAACUUGUAACUUUGGCGGAGUGUCUUGGUGUUUCGCCCUACCAAGUCGUAGGUGUUCCCCAACAACCGAUGCCCCACUGGACUUGCGACGGUACUCCCAAGCCUGGCCUUGCAUGUGGUGGAAACAGCGGUAUCUCGUGCCAAACCGGCACUCCCAUUGUUGCGAGUCCUCCUAACAACGAUCCUCCGACUCCCGAACCCCUCACUAACCAAUACAUCCAUCCGAUGGCCAACUCCGGCAAAUGUCUUGCGGUCGCCUCCAACUCGGACGGUGCUGCCGUUACCGUCCAAGACUGCCAGACUAGCAACUCCCAGGCAUGGACGAUUACUGGCACUGGUCUCAUUUCCAUCUACGGAAACAAAUGUCUUGAUGUUCCCAGCGGUUCGACGGCGUUGGGCACGAAGCUUCAAGUGUGGACUUGCUCCCAGAGCAAUGCAAACCAGCAGUGGACAUUGGGCGCCGCUCAGACCCUCCAAUGGACUGGCAAGUCUCGCUGCCUUGACCUCACAGACGGUUCUGUGGCCAACGGUAAUCGGAUGCAAAUUUGGUCUUGCGCGAACAACCAAAACCAACAAUUCACCCGCACUGAUGGUCCUGGCUCUGGAGGAGGAGGAGGCGGUGGAGGCGGAUCCGCUAAGACUAUCCGCCCCAACAAGAGCGGCAGCACAUGUUUGUCAGCCGUCUCGAACAACAACGGAGCGGCGGUCGUCGCUCAGCCUUGCGUCACUGGCGCUGCGAAUCAACAAUGGACCCAAAAUGGAGGAACUCUCCUCGUGCACGGAAACAAGUGUUUGGAUGUGACCGACGGCAAUACUUCGAACGGCGCAAAAUUGCAGAUCUGGGCGUGCAACCCUGGCCAAGGCAACGCCGCGCAACAGUGGACUGUCUCCGCUGCGAGAGCGAUUAGCUGGAAUGGCCGCAACAAAUGCGUCGAUUUGACGGAUGGCCGCACGACGACUGGCAACCGCAUUCAAACGUGGGAUUGCUCGCCAUCGUCGCCAGGCGCCAACCAAAUUUGGAACUUGGUUUGA
Mycena indigotica is the source of this 1443-nucleotide messenger RNA. RefSeq names its product Glycoside hydrolase/deacetylase. Gene Ontology annotation, biological process: carbohydrate metabolic process. The coding region runs from base 1 to 1443 and encodes 480 amino acids. NCBI's taxonomy places the organism in Eukaryota, Fungi, Basidiomycota, Agaricomycetes, Agaricales, Mycenaceae. The record is from RefSeq and is a predicted model, not a curated record. The transcript is spliced from 7 exons. Gene Ontology annotation, molecular function: hydrolase activity, acting on carbon-nitrogen (but not peptide) bonds.